AUGUAUUCAUAUUCCCACAGAGACUACAGGCCGCGCACUCCACGCACUCCGCGUGUGCGCAAGACUACCACAAGGAUGGAUCCGGACUGUGCUAUAUGCCACGCCCCUGCCUCCGCAGCUUGCGACUGCGAGGCCAAGGGACUUGAUGUUGCCAUAAAACAGGCUGAGCAGCGCAUGAUGCAGUCUAUAUACACCGACAUUCGGAGCUGGGUUCGGGCUCACGCGCAAGACUACAUCCUGGAAUAUUUUCGUCUACUCACCGAGCGCCGAAAGACAGCUCACGCCGCUAACCUUGAACGCAUCAACGCCACCGCAUACCAUUACUACCACGCCCCUCCUCAUCCUAGCGAGCUUGCCCAGGCGCAGGCUGCAUUGAAGCACGGCAUUGAUGAGGAUUGGCAAUCUAGUGUGCAACGAUAUCCUGAAGUCCUCGAGUAUUUCUUCAGUCUGGUCGAGCUGAACGUCCCUCCCGAUGAUGACCCUUUUGUCAAGGAUCCCCCAUUGAGCGCCCUCAGUGGCGGGUCCAAGAAUAGAUCUGGAAGAAGAAUUGGAGGAGGCGGGCCUCCUCCAGGAGGACCUCCCGCCAUUGCUGCGCCUAGCAGUCAUGACAGAGGUCCAUUUGGGAGAGCAACACCACCACCGCCCAGCAUGGACAUGCCCCCGAUGCCUAGCAGGAUGGGCGGGAGAACACCGGCCUUGAGGGAAAGAGAAAGAAGGUCAAUGCCACCCAUGCCGCAUAUGGGACCGCCCAUGGGACACCCUGGACAUCCUGGAGGACCACCGCCUGGAUAUGGACGAACCGCACCUCCAGGUGCCGGCGCAUACUAUGGAUGGGGUGGGCCCCCAUGA
This is a messenger RNA of Colletotrichum lupini, 849 nucleotides long. RefSeq lists its product as uncharacterized. The record is from RefSeq and is a predicted model, not a curated record. NCBI's taxonomy places the organism in Eukaryota, Fungi, Ascomycota, Sordariomycetes, Glomerellales, Glomerellaceae. The transcript is spliced from 2 exons. Bases 1 to 849 code for a protein of 282 amino acids.